Molecule: messenger RNA, 858 nt
Organism: Corticium candelabrum
Lineage: Eukaryota; Metazoa; Porifera; Homoscleromorpha; Homosclerophorida; Plakinidae
Exons: 3
Coding region: 1-858 (285 amino acids)
Molecular function (GO): nucleic acid binding
Source: RefSeq, a predicted model, not a curated record
AUGCUUCAUCCUAUGGAAUUGGAGCUGUCAUUUCACAUACUUUCCCUGAUGGUGCAGAGAGACCUAUUGCAUUUGCCUCGAGGUCAUUAUUGCCAGCCGAACGGAAUUAUUCUCAAUUGGACAAGGAGGAAAUUUGUUCUGAUCACUAAUCACAACCCGCUGACAACUAUUCUGGGUCAGAAACAGAAGGUACCAUCAAUAGCAGCGGCACGGCUACAGAGGUGGGCUUUACUGUUAUUCGCAUACAAAUACCUUAAAAUAACUGUGCCAGAGGAGGUGAGCUCAGCAGAAGGUAGGAAGGUGAAUCUCACUCAGCUUACCGCUCUUCCUGUUACUAGCAAGGAAUUAGCAAGAGAAACCAAGAAGGACCUAUUGUUGUCAAAGGUUUUCAGGUAUACAAUGCAAGGCUGGCCUCCCACAGUAGGAUCCGACUUACUACCAUUUUUCCGAAAACGAGUCGAGAUAUCAAUAGAAGAUGGUUGUCUUUUAUGGGGAAUAAGGGCAAUAAUUCCCUCUAGCUUGCAAGACCAGCUCUUAGAUGAACUCCAUGUAUCCCAUAUUGGAAUUGUCAAAAUGAAAGCAUUAGCUCGACAAUACAUGUGGUGGCCGAAGAUUGAUGCUGCUAUAGAGCAACAAGCAAGGUCUUGUCAGGCAUGUCAAGUAACUGGAAAGUUACCUCCAUGGGUAACCCCACGUUCAUGGAACUGGCCAAGCAAACCAUUCCAACGCAUUCACGUGGAUUUUACGGGACCAUUUAUGGGUCACAUGUUUUUAUUGAUCAUUGAUGCAUAUUUGAAAUGGCUGGAGGUUUAUAGAAUGUCCAGCACAACCACUGAAAGGACAAUCGACGUGUUUUGA